Molecule: messenger RNA, 2475 nt
Organism: Ambispora gerdemannii
Lineage: Eukaryota; Fungi; Glomeromycota; Glomeromycetes; Archaeosporales; Ambisporaceae
Source: the annotation of a GenBank genome assembly
AUGAGCAGAACCCAGUUGCAAAAGUUCACUGAAUUUCCAAUUCGUCCAGGGUAUGGAAAGGCUGGACGCUCGAUUAAAGUCGGAACUAAUUUUUAUGAGGUUGACAUUCCUGAUUCAAACGUGUAUCAUUAUGAUAUCGACAUUCAACCCGAGGUUCCAUCUGGUUUGAGCAAAAAAAUUUUUGAGUACUUUCAGGAAACUGAACGUGGAGGAAUUUUGGGUGGAGUAAGAGGCGUUUAUGACGGUCGAAAGAAUGUUUAUACAAUUAGAGAAUACCCGUUUGGAGAUUAUGUAGCCGUUGAUGUAUCUUUUCCGGAUGAUGCGAAUCGUCCUACGCGUCAAUUUAGAAUAAAGUUAAAAAAAGUGGCCGAAAAAAACUUGGAAGAGUUGCUAAGAUUUGUCGAAGGCACGAGUUCGCAUAAUAACGUUCAAACCGGAAUUUCUGCGCUUGAGGUUUUGAUUAACCAAGUUCCAGCUUUGAAUUUUACGACUCUUGGACGUCGUGCAUUUUUCACUCGUGAGGGAUCUGUACCUAUAUCUGGUGGAUUGGAAGUGUGGCAAGGAUAUUGGCAAUCUUUACGUCCCGGUCAAGGUCGUUAUUAUAUAAAUUUUGAUACGGUUGCGACAGCCUUUUAUCAACCAGGAAAUCUUGUAGAAAUUUUCGCUAAAAUUCUCGGUCAAAGGGUUGAGGACUUUCGUUAUCGUAUAUCCGAACCGAGUCGGUUAAGGAUAGAAAAAUUGCUAAAAAAGCUUAAAUUUAGAGUUUCGCAUCGAGGGGAAGAUUUCUCUCCUAAAUAUAAAAUACAAAAACUUUCAGAAAAACCCGCUAAUGAACAAACUUUUGAUAGAGGCAAUGAAAACCCAACGAAUGUGACUAUAUUCCAAUAUUUUAUACAACAAUAUAAUCGAAAAUUAGAAUACCCGUUGUUACCGUGUAUUCAAACGCCAAGUGGAGCAUAUUUUCCUGCAGAGUUGUGUGUCCUUGAAGAGGGACAAAAAUAUGACAGGAAGUUAACUGAUGACCAAACGGCAGAUAUGAUAAAAUUCACUUGUCAAAAACCAUCUAUUCGUCAAAGCAGGAUUCAAAGCGGUCUUAAUGCAUUAGAAUAUGCUCAGAAUGAACCUUGUAAGCAAUGGGGUCUUCGUGUCUCGAAAAAAAUGGUCCAAGUAGAAGCUCGUGUUCUUCCAGCUCCUAAAUUAGCUUAUCAUCCGUCAAGCAGAGAAGCAAAUUUUACACCUCAAUUUGGAGCUUGGCAACUUGGUCCUGUUUGGUCAAUAUCAAUCUUUGCGAAAAAACAUGAAAUAAGAAUUCAAGCAGUAGAAGAAUUUCUUCGAGAGUUAGUUAGCACUCUUUCAGAGAAUGGCAUGAAUGUUGCUAAUCCUAACCCCGAAAUAUUAUAUGCAACUGCAAAUAUUCAGGAUUCAAUUCGUAUAGCGUAUCAAACCGCAGGAAAUCAAUUGAAAAAACAGCCGCAGUUGAUUAUUUGUAUUUUACCGUCAAAGACGCCAAUUUAUGAUGAAAUUAAAAGAAUUGAAGAUACAGUUUCGGGUGUACUGACUUCAUGUGCCAUAAUAUCACGUAAAAAACGAAACAAGCAAUAUUACGGUAUGUUGGGACUAAAGAUCAAUAACAAACUCCGAGGAAUUAACGUGUCGUUGCAACCAGGAUACCUUCGUUUCUUUGAAGAAGCUCCGACUAUUGUGUUUGGUGCUGAUGUUACUCAUCCCGGCCGUUACGAAAAACAACCUAGUAUUGCAGCAGUUGUUGCAUCUUCUGGUUUAAUGCCCACUAGAUAUGCCACUUCUAUCAAAUUCCAAGCUCCACGAGCUGAAAUAAUAGCAGAACUUCAACAGAUGGUACAAGAACUACUUAAGAUAUACUAUAAAGAAACAAAGAAAAAACCUGAACGUAUACUAUUCUAUCGUGAUGGUGUUAGCGAAGGGCAAUUUGAAGACGUUAAAAAAUAUGAAGUGGAAGCAAUUCGUAAAGCUUGUUCUACCCUGGAAAAAAAUUAUAAACCUAAGAUUACCUUUAUUAUUGCGCAGAAACGUCAUCAUGCUCGAUUCUUCCCAUUGAACUCUAAUGACGCGGAUAGAUCACAAAAUUGUCUUCCAGGCACAGUCGUCGAAAAAUCUAUAACUCAUCCUAUCGAAUUCGAUUUUUAUUUACAAUCACAUCCCGGAUUACAAGGGACAUCUCGUCCCACACAUUAUCAUAUUUUGGAAGAUGAUUCCAGAUUUACUCCAGAUAGUUUACAAACCUUGACGUACAAUCUAUGUUACUUGUAUGCGCGAUGUCCUCGCGCUGUGUCUAUGGUGCCACCUGCGUAUUACGCUCAUUUGGCAGCUUUUCGUGCUCGGAGUUGGAUAAAAUUGAUAAAUUCGGAAAGCAACAGUAAUUAUAGUGACGAAAUUUCAUUAGAUGAUUAUCCCAAAUUGAAACCGGAAUUGCAAAAAAUAAUGUUUUACAUUUAG